This is a messenger RNA of Limulus polyphemus (Atlantic horseshoe crab), 2023 nucleotides long. RefSeq names its product phenylalanine--tRNA ligase beta subunit-like (gene beta-PheRS). The transcript has 17 exons. The record is from RefSeq and is a predicted model, not a curated record. NCBI's taxonomy places the organism in Eukaryota, Metazoa, Arthropoda, Merostomata, Xiphosura, Limulidae. Gene Ontology annotation, cellular component: phenylalanine-tRNA ligase complex; cytoplasm. Gene Ontology annotation, biological process: phenylalanyl-tRNA aminoacylation. The coding region runs from base 155 to 1942 and encodes 595 amino acids. Gene Ontology annotation, molecular function: phenylalanine-tRNA ligase activity; ATP binding; RNA binding.
GUGAAGUGUUCAAAUGUUACACGGAAAUGCUGUUGUAUCUUGCAAGUUGCAUCAGUCGGAACAUAGCGUGUCAUGAAAGAUUUUUUAAAAAAUCUCACACUAUUCAAUUUUAUUUGUUUAAUAAACGUGUAGGUAAUAUUCAAGGAACAACGAAAUGCCAACUGUUGGUGUAAAUCGGGAUCUUCUUUUCUCUGCUUUGGAAUGUACAUACACUGAAGAUGAAUUCAACAGUUUGUGUUUUGAAUUUGGCCUUGAACUUGAUGAAGUGACUACUGAAAAACAGAUGAUUUCUAAAGAACAAGGGGAGGAAAAAUCUGAAGGAGCAUCUGAAGAUAUCAUUUAUCGCAUUGAAAUUCCAGCCAACAGGUAUGAUCUCCUAUGUUUGGAGGGACUGGCAAGGGCUCUUCUGAUUUUUCAGGGCAAGAUGAAAAUUCCACAUUAUAAGGCUGUUACUCCUGCAUCGAGACACACGCAGAAAAUUUUAGUAAAACCUGCUACGGCACAAGUAAGGCCUUACGUUGUAGGUGCUGUAUUGAGGGACAUAACAUUCACAAGAGAUAACUACAAAAGUUUUAUUGAUCUUCAGGAUAAGCUGCAUCAAAACUUGUGUCGAAGAAGAGCACUUGUUGCAAUUGGAACUCAUGAUUUGGACACGUUGACUGGGCCAUUUACUUACGAUGCUCAAGUUCCGAAAGAGAUAAGAUUCAAACCCUUAAAUGAAAUGAAGGAAUACACAGCUGAAGAACUGAUGGAACUUUACUCUACUGAUAGUCAUCUUAAACCAUAUCUGCAAAUAAUUAAAGACAAACCUGUGUAUCCUGUUAUAUACGACCAAAAUAGGGUAGUGCUUUCAAUGCCACCAAUCAUCAAUGGGGACCAUUCCAAAAUUACACUUGAGACCAAGAACGUGUUAAUAGAAUGCACAGCAGUAGAUCUAUACAAAGCUAAGGUGGUAUUAGACACGCUUGUUUGUAUGUUUAGCCAAUACUGCAAGGAACCUUUUACGGUGGAAAGAGUUGAAGUUACUCAAGCUAACGGGAGAAAAUCUGUGUAUCCUGAGCUGAUCUAUCAACAAGCAGUCGUGUCCGUUAGUGAAAUAAAUAAAAGUUUGGGGAUUGAUGAAAGCUCUGCUAGUGUUGUAGAACUGCUUAAUAAAAUGUCGAUUCACUCUACAAUCGUGGAAGGUAAAAAAGGGGGUCAGACAUCUAAGAUCUCGGUUGCAGUUCCUCCCACACGGCAUGACAUUAUCCAUCCGUGUGACAUCAUGGAAGAUGUAGCAAUUGCGUAUGGAUACAACAACAUCAAGAUGUCCAUACCACACACAGUCACCAUUGCCGAACAGUGUCCACUAAACAAACUAACAGACCAGCUCAGGGUAGAGUUGUCACAGUCUGGGUUUACCGAAGCCUUAACUUUCACCUUGUGUUCCAAAGAAGAUAUUUCGGACAAGUUGAGAAGAACAAAUGGAACAUCAGAAGCUGUUCACAUUGCUAACCCUAAAACCAUAGAAUUUCAGGUUGCUCGAACAACUCUUAUGUCAGGACUUUUGAAGACUCUUCAGGCAAACAAGAAAAUGCCUCUGCCGUUGAAGUUGUUUGAAAUAUCUGAUGUGGUUUUAAAAGACAACACCAGAGAUGUAGGUGCUCGCAAUGAGCGUCGGCUGUGUGCUGUUAAUUACAACAAAUCCCCAGGGUUUGAGAUUAUUCAUGGUUUGUUGGACAGGAUCAUGCAGCUUCUAGAAAUCUCUUAUGGCAAGGAAAAAGAAGGCUAUUUCAUUCGAACUGCUGAAGAUCCUGCAUUCUUCCCAGGACGCUGUGCUGACGUUGUCGUAAGAGGGAAAGCCAUCGGAAAACUUGGAGUUCUUCAUCCAGAGGUGGUGACGGCAUUCGAUCUUAGUCUUCCCUGUGCAGUAUUGGAAAUAAACAUUCAACCAUUUUUAUAGGUUGAUGUAAGGCUCUGUAUCUCGUUCUACACAGAGUUGUAAACGAGACACGAGAAAUAAAAUAUUGUUUGGAUGACAGAA